AUGUUGCAGAUAAUAUGGGAAUCAGUCAAGAUAACAAUACUCCAAGGACAAAGAGAAAAACAAUGUUUGUCUGGUUUCCUGAGUUCCUAUGCCAUUAUGUCCUCCCUUGCUGACCUGUAUUUUAAAGAAAGCAGCAAAACUGUAUUCAAAAUUCACCACGAUCCUGUAUUCUGGUCCAUGAUUCAAGUUGGUUUGGUCAACGUAGAUUCAUUAGUUAGAAAACGAAGUUUGUACUUACUUCAAAGAGUGGUUGAGAUGUGUAAAGAACAAGAUCAAGAGGAGAAAGUGUAUCUGGAGGAAACAUCGCCAGUAUUUUGGUGGAAUCCCGAUAGUGCUGAAGAAAUUCUAGAUGUCUGGCAACAAUAUGUCUCUUUCUUGGAAACUUUGGAAGAAAAACAGGUAACUACUAAGUAUCCAUUUAUCCUCUGUAAUUGCAAAUAUUUUCACGUAAUAGUUGAUAUAAUUUCGCAGUUGCUGUCUAAUAGAUACAGUACUGUACCUUAAAAUCAGACAUAUUUUCGCUUUCUACUAGCUCUGAAUCACUCCGAUGGGGAGCGAACUGAGUAAUAAAUGUUAUUAUGUAUGUAUGCAGCUCGGAGUUAUAAUGUUUAAAAUUUCUGUUUCUUGUGAGUGUGGAAGGUGAUAAAUAUAACUGAUUCGUCGUUGUGGAAAAAGCAUGUUCAUCUAUUUCGUUUAUCCAAUAUUCACAUCUGUCACGUGAAAUAAUUAGAGGCUGUGUUUCCUUCAAACCAAAUGAUUAUUUUGGGUUCCCACUAAAUGUUAAGCAAUUCUGAAAAUCUUUGAAAAUAUGCUGACAAUGCUGUGCAUUUUCCUCUACAUGUAUGCAGUAUAUUUCAAUAUAAACAUUCAGUGUGUCCAUUAUAUUAGCAUGCAGUCGCUAUAGCGAAUAAAAUGUUUGGCAAGUACAUAUUUUCACUUUCAACAGAUCUGACUUUGAUUUUUAAUUAAUCAGCUUCAUGUGAUUCAACCAGUCCUUCCACGCAUUGAAGAACUUAUAAACAUAACGAAGAAAACUAAAGGUACGAAAUACAGUUGUUUGAUAUGACAUUACAUUUAUUUCAGUUUAUUGUAGUUAGGCACUAUAGAUGAAGAGCGUGCAGUCUUCACAGUUUAGUAUAGGUCAUGUAUAUAAGUCUUAUAGACAUAAACAGGUCGCAUCUAUAUAUUAUAUUAUAAUGUGGCUGCAAAAUUAAAAUUAGGGUUCCUGACUUCCUGUUCAUGUUUCGUUUGACUGGUGUUUUCUUGACUGGUAUAAAGCAAAAAUUUGUUUUCGCACAAAUGCCCUGAAUUGUAAUUUCUAUAUAAAUUGUGCCCGCGAACGUCGACAAAACUCGAAAUUUGAAGUGUUUUAUGCAGUAAAUAGUGUCGUGAAUGUGCUAGCACAAAAGCAAAAUGUGCCUGUGAGUGGCACUCGCACAUAUGAAAUUAUUGAAUUCCUUUACUGUAUACGGCAACUUGUCAAAGACACUUGGUAUAUAAUGUAUAGCGGACGUUUGUCCUUUCCAAUACACGUUUGUCCUUUCCAAUACAAUACAAUACAAUACAAUACAAUACAAUACAAUACAAUACAAUACAAAUCCUAAAAUGGCGUCGAUUAUAUUGUUUUUGUAGAUGUCUAUUUUCCUUUAUUGCACGUUUCAUGGUUGUCUGUGAUUGUUCAUAGAGCUGCAAUACAUGAGAACAGAUUCAUAAAGAAAUGGGGCAUUAUGGUCUUAUUGACAUUGAAUCUUGACGAAGUACCAAUAUUAGAAAAUGUUGUGACAAGAAAUUUCACAUGUGAUACAUUCGUUAUGUUGCUCAAAGAACCAACGUUGUAUGCCAAGAACCACGGCGAAGGCAAAGCUGAACCAAGUGCAUUAACCAAACAAUUGUUGGGAUUUUUCAAGAAAUGUUUUCAAGCUCUGAAUGAUGAAGAGAAAACUGGAUUUUUCAUGCAACUGUUUACUUCUAUUUCUCGUUAUAACAUUAGCCAUGUGCCACUUACCUUUAUUUCUCAAAGUCUCUCCAAUGUACCACGAUUUCCAAUGUUUGGUAGCGAAGUACUGAGCAGUUUAAGGACUAUUAUGUCAACCAUGAUCAGUCAUUCAGUUAUGUUACGUGGAGCUGUAAAGACCUUACUCUUGAGAACAUUUAUGAACCUUGUCAAACCUACGAGCGUCAAUGUUCACGAAGUAUUGGUAUUUCUUGGUUCGUUUGUGAAGGAAGAGUCACUGUGUAGAGGGACGCAGCUUUGGAACGAGGUUACAGCAUGGUUGUCUGAAAGUCACGAUCUUUACCAGAGAGAAACAAAAGAUUUGUUUACGUAAGUAUUAGAGUGUAGCUGAAAGAGUUUGUUGUUUAUGCGAUUAAAUUUUUCCCUAGUUGACUUUCAUGUGUCACCUUUCCCGCAGUCUCCAAGUUUGGGUACUAAUGACACACAUGACAAAAACCCUGCCAAUAAAAUCCCCACAAACUAAAGUUUUUUUUGAUAGGACGAUUUGCACGCACAUCCUACUCGCAAUUUCAAUGGGCGACAACUUGCAAAAGCUAAUGCCGCAUAAAUAAAAGAACAAUACAAUGUAAACCACUUACAAAAGCAAUCCAUAACAAAAGUAGAAUAUUCGCUUGAAUGACGCCCAAUAGCAUUUCGUGAAAUGCACAUUAGGACGAAGUGAGUCAUCACGAAAGGUAAUACUCCAUGAAGCGCUAUAUGUUAGACUCUCGAUUCAGUGAUUCUGUUACAAACUACAUAACUACCGAUUAUAUUGUGUUAAAACGUUUCUUCAUGGAAAUGAAAAUAAUGAUAAACAAAAAUGUGUUUUGUUGUAAACAAAAAGGUGUUUUGUUUGAAUUCAGUGAUUUGUUGGUUUUGUCGCCGAGGAUAAAUCGUUUUGCUUGCGGAGAUUUUGUCUUGUCAGGGGCGUUGUCACGGACGGGGCAUGGGGGGAACGGGGGUCCGGACCAAUUUUGUAAUUCUUCCAAAACUGAGAAGAAACUGGGGGGAGGCGUAACCCGGUAUUGCUUUUAUCUACAUGCAUGACAUAAAAUAUACUAAUUCUGUGUCUUUCAGAUUAUUAUCGUAACACGUGUCUAUUUCCCUCGGAAGGACGGUCCCAUAGUUGUUCUCUGAAUUCGACAAUUAGAUCCCCUUCCCCGAACUCGUUUGGGGCUGGCUACGCCCCUGCUUGGUGGUGUUUAUUAGUCAAUAGAACGUACUCUGCCAAUGACGAGGAUUCCCUCGAAACGUUGAAGCGCAUCGGCAGUAUUAUUAUUUACGGUUUCUUUAUUUUGUAGAUGUUUGGAUAACCACGUACGAUCAUUUUUAAAGGGUGAAUACAGUGGCAAGACUAGAGAAACUGCACUAGAAUUGGCUAAGUUUCUUCUUUUAUGUUGCGACUGCUCAGCAAUGACCAAGAAUGAAAUUAACCAUCUUUUUGAUAUCAUUUUUGCAACCGUAAGUAAAGCUCAGUCGAAUGUCUACCAUCCUGUCUCCAGUUGUUGGAAUGCAGUUGAAAUGCUUUAUGGACUGUUUCAUGAGUUGUUGGGAAAAUGUAAAGAACGUACAAUUGCUGAUGAUAUAACAGUUACUCUUAUGAGCAGCCUACAUGACGUCUUAGACAGUCUUACAGAGACGCUCGUUCGAACUAUUGGUCAGGAGGAUGAAUAUUCUAGUUUCCACGGUUACAAUGCUUACUUCGCCAUGUUAGAGAAAGUAAAAUCUUUGUUGUUAACUCACAAGUUUCCAGAGAAUGUGUACCUGAAGUUUCAGACAUUACUCAACAAACUUGCUGACAUGGGACUUUCUCUUUGGGGUACCGGGACACAGUGUAUGACAGUGAAACACUGGUUGCGCUUUCUGGUUACUUUAAAGUUGAAUAUUUGGAUCGUCGAUGUUACUGAUGCCACAGAUUUUGUAUUCACCAAUGAACGGAGAAAUAAGUUUUUGAAAUCUGUCUGGUCACUUACAUUGACAAGCAAUUUGCGUUUUCCAAAUGAAGGAAAAUGUCGCGAGGGUUCUUACUUGAAGGAGGCAAGCUGGCGUACUGUUGCUGAGGAUAUCAUUAUCACGAAGUGGCAGUGUGUUAACAUGGCGAUCAAGGAAAGCGAUAGCAAAGUAAUUUCAAAUAGUUCGUCAUCAGAUGCACUUGCUAGAAGUUCGUAUAGUCACAUCGUGGAAGCAUGUGUUGAAGCUUUGUCUUUGGCAUCAGGACCAGCGUGUUACCCUUGUUUGGAGACAUUACGGCUUUGUUUGCCCGCAUUAAUACAAGCUGGAGAUGAAAAGACGACGAUUUUGUUGUUAAAAACUGCUUGGAGCGUGGUCAACGAAAUCCGAACUCGCUAUAGUGGUUAUUUUUGGCCAGCUUUCGAUAUUGUAGUUAGAAUUGUUUUCGCCCCAGAACUGUUAAGUCUUCCUGCCGAUAGUUUAUUGGUAUCAUAUGUAAGAAAGUACUGGGAGUCCUUACUUAAUACAGCUGAUGAUCAAUCUGGUUUGGUGAGUGUGGCUGUUGCUCACUUAUGUAAAGUUUUCGCAAGUAUGUAUCGGUCACAGUCAAUUAACGUGAUGAGUUUGAAUUUUCAUGCCGAUAUUAUUGCUGAUAUAUGCUUGUUUGGUCCAGUUCAUAGAAAAGAUCAGAGGCUUUUGCUUGACACCGCAGCUUAUGUCAAAUGCUUAGGCGAAGAAUCUGGGGUUGUUAGCCUUAAGAAAUUUAAAGAAUGUGAAUGUGAGUCAUCACGUGUUCGCGUUGAUCUUCUGGCGUUUUUGCUCAGUGUGGAUUACAACAGUCAAACCUGCCCAUUGUUUAUUGUUAAACUUGUAAGAGUUCUAUUGGAGAGAAAUCAAACGCUUUCAGAGAUCAAGGCUAGUCGCUUUCUGAAUUCUGAAAAUCAUCGCAAAAAGCAAAGGCUAUGGCAAAUCAUCCUGAUUUUGGUCUCACGAAUUACAGAUGAAAAAGUUGCAUUGGAAUUUUCCAACGGCGUUCAAAAAGCAUUGGAGGGAGAUAAUCAGACAUCAGUAAGGUUUUUUAUGGAGUGGAGCUUAGUGAGACUGUUCUCUAGUCAUAUUCAUCUUCUUGAAACAAUUUGGAAAGAAAUGAAGAAUCUUUACAAAACUCGACUUGGUUACGUCGCGUCAUUAAUCUCCAUAAUAACACACGUAUUUCUUACUAUGGACGAACCAGAGUCUCAGAUGCAGUAUCUUCAGCGAUUAAUACCCGCCAUUGUUCCAUGUGCAUUUCUAAACCAUUCUCAAAUCCGUGCUUACAUUUUAGCUGCGUUACAACUGAUCUCCGACACAUCCUCCGAAGAUGUUUGGUCUCAAAUCAGUCAAGAGUUUCCUAUUGUGCAAUCAUGCCUGUUGUUUACACAGAGUGUUGUUGAAGGAGAAAAAGAAAAGAUUCGGCUGCAGAAAGAUCGGGACUUGUUUUCCUUGCACCCAAUCAAAGAUUUUAGUAUUGAAGUGAUUUUUAAAACAGUUCCUUUCAUUACUGGUGUGGUUGAUGAUGAAGUGAUUCCCCCAAGUGUAUUUCAACAUGAAGGCAGUGAAGCAUGGGUGGAGAUGAGUGGUUUCCCGUUAUAUAGAAGGAAUCUAAAGCAAGAAAGCCAAGCAUCUGGAGAGAAAGAGACCCAGCUUGAGUUAUGUACUAACGAAAGUGCUCAUGAGAAAACAGAAACAUCUAGCGUUUCAAGUGUUAGCUCAGAUGUGCAAAAGAAGAUCACUCCUUGGAAUGUGAUUGCUCCAUUGCACGAGGACCAAGACAGUUUUGAUCAACUCCGUCGACGUCCUAUAGAGCGUCGCGUUGGUGAUCUCAUCGUCGUAGCAUCGUUAAUUGAUCGUGCUCCUAACCUCGGCGGUCUAUGCCGAACAUGUGAAAUCUUUGGUGCGUCCAGACUUGUACUCGGCAGUAAACAUGUUAUUUCCGAAAAAGACUUCAAAUCUGUGAGUGUUUCAUCGGAGAAGUGGGUUGAUGUCGAGGAAGUUAAGAUUCAUGAUUUGGAGAUGUAUUUGUUAAGAAUGAAGAGAGAAGGCUUCACAAUUGUUGGUGUAGAACAAACUGCACAGAGUAAGAAAUUGACCGACUUCCAGUUCCCUCGCAGCACAGUGCUAGUACUGGGAAAUGAAAAGGCUGGUAUACCUGUGGAAACUAUCCAGUUGUUAGAUGAAUGUGUUGAGAUCCGUCAACAUGGAAUAAUCCGUUCUCUUAACGUACACGUCAGUGGCGCUUUGUUAAUUUGGGAGUAUAGUAGACAACACUUGAAUGAUAAGUGAAUGAUAAGUGAACCAUGAGUGAUAACUCUUUUUCACGUGAGAAAAACUGAGUUUACCAUAGAAUAGUAUUGCUGACAAACAUAUAAAUAGUUAUAUAUAGUUACAUUUUUUAUUUAAAUGAUUCAAAAGAAAUGAAGGAUUCAAGUUGGGCUUCUUUGCCGUUGCUACGCUGUGGCAUUAAUUUAAGGGGAGUAUCGCGGGUCUGUUUCCGGUAAAAUGCAGAUAAUAAAUUUCAAAAUGUAUUUAAAACGUUCCUUUCGCAUAUAUGCCGGUUAGGCAAUGAGAAUGAAAGUCAUAGAUCUGCCGCGUCCGGGUCUGAAUUUUAAAAAGCAUGAGGCUUUUUUCAUUAUUUAUUAUUUUUGACUAUUGUUUUGGCGGUAAAUACAGAGAUAAAACACCAAUUACCGUUAACGCCGUAGACUCAGGUGACCUUCCCUUAAGCCUGGUUCACAUUAGCAAUUUUGUCGGCAAUUUUGUGUUUCUGACAGAUGCAAAUGAGUGAACUCGCACACAAAAGUAUAGAGGUCGCUUUUCAAAAGUACACAAUUCUAAGUCUUUUGCAUGUCAUUCAUUCGAUCACAUUUGCCAGAAGGAGAAAAAUCGCCGACAGAAUUGCUAGUGUGAACCAGGCUUUAAAGGUACGUAGCUAACAUGUGUUUUGUAAAUUCCAUAAACAAAUAAAUAAAUAGAUUACUCAGAUUUACGCAAUUUGUCGUUAUAUUGAAUUCAGAAAAUACACUGCACAGAGUAAAAAAAUUGAUCGACUUCCAGUUCCCUCGCAGCACAGUGCUAGUCCUGGGAAAUGAAAAGGCUGG
Molecule: messenger RNA, 7080 nt
Organism: Paramuricea clavata
Lineage: Eukaryota; Metazoa; Cnidaria; Anthozoa; Malacalcyonacea; Plexauridae
Source: the annotation of a GenBank genome assembly